CUGUUGUCUACUGGGGAAGUUCGCCAGUACUUUAUGGAUUAAGCGUUCCUGAUAUCUUUAGCGUUCCAUCAUCGAAUUGCCGCUUUGCAACUUGGCAGAACUUCUAAGGAAUGAUUUCCACGCGUACAGCGAACAUUGGAUAACUUAGCGGGAUUAUACUUUUAAUUGAUAUAAAUUAAUUGUUGGAUUGCCUAGAUAAGUAUACGUGGUGCCAAGUACCUAAUGGUUGUAAUAUAAGGCUUUGCGCAGCAGCAGACAGCCGAUUACAAUGAGGAGGACCCUGUGCCUUGGAGGACAUAUAUAACAAGCAUCGUAGCACAACUUCUGCAUGUCAUAGUAUGGUCACCAACAAUGCAUAUUAUUCGUUUCUUGUCUGAGCUCUUCGUGGUGACAAUUGCUGCGGGACUUGUGGGUGCGACUCCUGAACAUCAGGAGAAAAGAGACGGCACCUACAAUACAUUCAUAAAGAAAGGAUUGCGACAGUUGUUGUACAUGAUGCAAAAGCAAGAAGCAGAAAUACAAAAGCAAGAAGCGAUGAACCAAUGGCGUUUUAAGCAAUCGAGACGCGGCGCCAACAACCGUGUCGUGAUUGACAAUGACAAUUUGGACAACGCUCCAAGAGUUACUGCAAAACCUAUACAAGGCCCAGUACAUAUUAAAGUAGUAGAUAGACACACGAAUGAGUUUAUAAAAGACCAUCUUAUACCUCUGGUGAAUGAUAAACUAUCGAAGUCACCUCAGCAACAUGCUAAACACCGGCGACACAGAACAGCUAAACUCCACCAUCACCAGAGCUCAGAUGCUAAUCGAUCGGAACAUAUGGAAGGCUCAGGAGAGGGCGAAUCGCAACUCGCACGAAACCAAAGAGAUUAUGAUAAAAUCACAAGGACUGAACCUGAAAAUGAUCACAAUGAUGCCACCAAACCUCGCAUUGAUAAAAGGCAUGGCGUUGAAAAACCAAAGCCAACUAAGAGACCAGCUUUCUUGAGUGAACACUUAAAAUUGUGUGAAAAAGCUGAUGAAAAAUAUUGUUUUAAUGAAGGCGUGUGCGUCAUUGUAGGAAAAUUAAAAACCAAAUCUUGCUAUUGUCCAUUAGGCUACACAGGGAUACAGAUCAAGAAUGUAGUACGGUACGAAGGUGAUAAGUUAUUGACAGGCAAGCAGCUGGAUACGGUGAUCUGAGGCAAAAACGGUGCAAUGCAAUGCUUAUAUGAUAUAGACAUGGAAUACAAAUAUAUGUGUGUGGACAAACAGUAAAGCAGAGGGAAAAACAAUUGUAAAUCUAAAACGGAACAAAAUGUUACCACCUGGAAAGUGAAGAAUUAUUAAGGACG
Owenia fusiformis is the source of this 1334-nucleotide messenger RNA. The record is from the annotation of a GenBank genome assembly. NCBI's taxonomy places the organism in Eukaryota, Metazoa, Annelida, Polychaeta, Sabellida, Oweniidae.